Messenger RNA from Brugia malayi, 1515 nucleotides. RefSeq names its product SR rich protein, putative (gene Bma-rsy-1). Lineage: Eukaryota; Metazoa; Nematoda; Chromadorea; Rhabditida; Onchocercidae. The record is from RefSeq and is a predicted model, not a curated record. The transcript has 10 exons. Gene Ontology annotation, cellular component: nuclear speck; presynaptic active zone. The coding region runs from base 1 to 1515 and encodes 504 amino acids. Gene Ontology annotation, molecular function: RNA binding.
AUGGCAGAAAAUAACGCGAAGUGGUUGGAUGCAUCCUAUUAUCAAAAUAUACCGAAUUCAGAAGUAAAUUGGGCGCAAUUAGCACAAAAAUGGAUGCAAAUGCGCGAUGCCGGAGAAGUUCCUCCAGUAACAUCUGAUGAUUCUAUACCGCCACCGCCAAGCAAGGAGCCGCCACCACCGCAUCCGCCACCGGCAUCCGAUGGACUACCGGUAAAUGGGUCUUUUUUGCCACCUGGUGGGUAUUUGCCUACUAUGCCUGUUGAUGCUAAUUUUGCUGCACCAUCGCCUUGUUGGAUACCACCCUUACCGCCAAGUAAUUUCGGACCUCCAGCUGCCGGCGCAUUUCCUCCUUUUAUGCCACCAGUUCCGCCAUGGAUGGGCGCCACACCGAUGCCACCUGGUCCCUUUCCGCCAGCGCCUCCUUACGGUGAAGCAAAGAUAGGAAUUGACGAUGAGGAAGGGGGUGAGGCAAGUUUUUUUUAUUCACAUUAUUAUAAAGAAUGGGACGAGAAACAGAAAAGUGGUAGGCGUGAUAAUGAUUCGGAUGACUCAGAAACAGUUCCAGAAGGUGCUAUGGCUCAUUGGCUUAAGCCAGGUCCUGGUUGGGCGCCACCACCAAAUUGGUAUCAUCCUUCACGUCGUGAUUCACCUUCGAACUCUCAUCCUUUGCCUUUCAUCGAUCAGCAGACACGAAAAGCUUUACCAGCCUGGAUCCGUGAAGGUUUAGAAAAAGCUGAGCAAGAAAGGCAAAAAAAACAAACUAAAGAAGCCAAGUUACGAGCUGCUGAAGAAGCAGCAAAAGCUCGUCGUGCUGCUAAAGGAUUGGGAAAAUUUGAUUCUGAUAGUAGCGAAGACGAGAACGGGAACGAAGAUGCAAAAGAAAGAGCCAAACUUGAUCAAGAACCAGUGUUCCUCCAGAAAAAGAAAUUAGAGAAGCAACAGGAACAGCCGUCUAAGGACACAACGGAAAUUGAUUGUAGAACCGAAGAAGAGACACGAGAAGAUGCACUGAUGCUUUUGCGACGUUUCAUGACUGAAAUUUUGCUGGAAACAACGGAUGAUGAGUUGAAUCGUAUUGCUAGGGAACACAUUGAACUUGCUAAACGUUCUGCCCAGCCAAAAGUUCUCGCCCAAAGUUCGGCUCUCGCCGCUUUGUGUACACUUGGUGCUGAAAGCGAUGAUGAAUCGAGCGAAGAAACUGAUAUGAAGCAGUCGGACGAAUCCAAUAGUAAUACGAAAGGCGAAGAAUUCUCGAAGUCAAAUAUUAGUGGUGAUGGUAAUGAAGGUAGCAAUGAGGAUGAUGCUUUGUUCAGUGUGCCACUUCUUCCAGUACUAUCAUCGGGUGCUAAGAGUAAGGCCAAGUUAAGUAGCAAUGAUGGAUUCUCUUCUACAGAAUCCUCCCAAGGUGUUGAAAAGAAAAAAACUGCUGUCCAGGAAAAGAAGAAUGGCGAUGAUGCGUCGUCACGUGUUGCGAUUACGAAGAAUGAAAUUGAUGCAUACAAGGAAAUAGGUUGA